Molecule: messenger RNA, 2127 nt
Organism: Lepisosteus oculatus (spotted gar)
Lineage: Eukaryota; Metazoa; Chordata; Actinopteri; Semionotiformes; Lepisosteidae
Source: RefSeq, a predicted model, not a curated record
CCGUCACGUAGAAGACGUGCGCCCGGGGUUCGACAACACGCGUGCUCAUUUUGUCAAGGGUCGCUUCCUGCGGGCUACUUAGAGAUCUGACAUCUAUAGGUUGGGAAAGGUCCCAUUCGUAGUGAAAUCUUAGAGGAGGAAGAAGAAGAUGUCGGAUUUUUCGUCGCUCGGGUUGUCGGACUGGUUAAUUCAGCAGUGCAAGCAGAUGGGUAUCAACAAACCCACUCCGGUUCAACAGAGCUGCGUGCCUGCGAUUUUGGAAGGCCGCGACUGUAUGGGUUGUGCGAAGACCGGGAGCGGUAAGACGGCCGCGUUUGUGCUGCCGGUGCUCCAGAAACUCUCGGAAGACCCCUAUGGCAUCUUCUGCCUGGUGCUCACUCCCACCCGAGAACUGGCCUAUCAGAUUGCUGAGCAGUUCAGGGUGUUGGGAAAACCACUUGGUUUGAGGGACUGUAUCGUCGUUGGAGGAAUGGACAUGGUAGCACAAGCGCUGGAGCUGUCCAAGAAGCCACACGUCGUCGUGGCGACUCCUGGGCGACUGGCCGAUCACAUCAGGAGUUCCAACACUUUCAGCAUGAACAAAAUCCGCUUCCUGAUUUUGGACGAAGCCGAUCGUCUCCUGGAACAGGGCUGCACCGAUUUUACCAAGGACCUGGAGGUGAUACUGGGGGCUGUUCCCGCCCAGAGACAGACCCUCCUGUUCAGCGCCACGCUGACUGACACGCUGCAGGAGCUCAAGACGAUUGCCAUGAACCGGCCUUUCUUCUGGGAAAGCAAGUCUGAGGUGCGGACAGUGGAGGAACUGGACCAGAGGUACAUUCUCACCCCUGAGAAGGUCAAAGACGCCUACCUGGUCCAUCUCAUUCAGAAGUUCCAGGAUGAUCACGAAGAUUGGUCCAUUAUGAUCUUCACCAGCACGUGCAAAAACUGUCAAAUCUUGAACAUGAUGCUCCGAGAAUUUAAAUUCCCCUCCGUCGCACUCCAUUCAAUGAUGAAACAGAAGCAAAGGUUUGCUAAUCUAGCGAAGUUCAAGUCCAGUGUCUUCAAGAUCCUAAUCGCAACUGAUGUAGCUUCCAGGGGUCUGGACAUCCCUACCGUCCAAGUGGUCAUCAAUCAUAACACACCGGGCCUUCCUAAGACUUACAUCCACCGAGUUGGGCGGACGGCCCGCGCAGGCAGGAACGGUGUUGCCAUUACACUGGUCACACAGUACGACAUUCACCUCGUCCACGCCAUCGAGGAGCAAAUCCAAACCAAGCUGAAGGAAUUUUCUGUGAAGGAGAGUGAAGUAUUGAAUAUCCUUACCCAGGUUAACGUCACAAGAAGGGAAUGUGAAAUUAAACUGGAGUCAACAGAUUUUGAUGAGAAGAAGGAAAUAAACAAAAGGAAACAGCUGAUUUUGGAAGGAAAGGACCCUGAUCUGGAAGCAAAAAGAAAAGCUGAACUGGAGAAGAUCAGGAAAGACAAGAAGUUGUUCAAGGCCAAAAUCCAGAAGAAGCAAGACAUGCUGAAGAAGAAAAAACACCAACAGAAGCAAGCAACAAAACAUACCUGAUGUUUUUUUACUAGAAUAGCUUUGUACACAGACCUCCGUUCAAAAGCAGUAGCACCUCCAGACCUCAAGGAGUGCAUGUAUGGACACUAUGAAAUUUCAUGCCAGACAUGAAGAUAGUGUGGGUAAUUGAAUGUGUGAAUCAGUUUUCUUGAAUUAACACAUGCAGACAUGUCAUUGUGCACACAAAACAAUCGACAGUCCCUGGAACCAGUUUUGCCUUAAAGCUUUGAUUAAGAUAAUAUAAUAGUCCUCUACCCAAAUUAAUAAUAUUUAUACUGCAUAAGUCUUUAUGAUCUUGUAAAAAUAAACUUUUGAAGAUCAGGGUUUUAAAAUGAGAUGUUAAGUUUCUUGUAUCACACUCAUAGGUUGCUAUAAAAAUGUGAACUGUUUCGAGAAGUAACUCCACUUGGUCCUAACUUUAACCCUAAAUAACACCUGCUGUAUACUUAACUGUUCUUGAGAACAAAAGUUAUAAAUCAGAAGAAGCCUUUUGUCAAAGAAAGCAAAUCAUGUUUACUACAGGCUUGUUGUAUACAGUUAGUAAAAAUAAAGAGCAGGUACAGUUUGUCAAA